This is a messenger RNA of Mesorhabditis spiculigera, 348 nucleotides long. The record is from the annotation of a GenBank genome assembly. Lineage: Eukaryota; Metazoa; Nematoda; Chromadorea; Rhabditida; Rhabditidae.
AUGUGGUGCUUGCUGUCGUUUUAUUUUUUUAUUCGCCUCUCGCUGUCUGACGAGAUCCCUUGCCAAGAGCAGUAUACGGACUGGAUCGUCAUCGAGCCGUGCACCGCGGAAUGUGGGCGUUGCGGGCUGGAGCUGUCCGUCAGGAGUUGUUUCGAGGAAUGCGAGUGCAACGGACCGUUCUACCGUAACAUCACAUGUCCCAAGCGGCACUGUCUACACCCAAAGCCGGCAUGUUGCGAGGGUUUCGUCCGUGUGGUGAAUCCGGCCACGAAGAGGUACGAAUGCGCAAGCCCGGCGGAAAAGCAGCAGCUCGUCGACGACAAGAAAAAGAACCGGGCCGAGGAUUUG